Molecule: messenger RNA, 20601 nt
Organism: Podarcis lilfordi (Lilford's wall lizard)
Lineage: Eukaryota; Metazoa; Chordata; Lepidosauria; Squamata; Lacertidae
Source: the annotation of a GenBank genome assembly
AUGCCGGUCCCGCGCGGCUCUAUUUCUCCCGCCUCAGUCCGCCUGCUGUGCCCCGCGCCCCACGAGCUGCGCUGGGGCGCCCCACUGCGCCGACCCCCCUUCGAAGCCCCCUUGCCCGCGUCCAUUCCGCCUUCGCCAACCAACGCACGCAGCGCCAGCAACCGGUAUCUUUGCGCCGGUGCCAGCCAUCCAAACGGCCUCCCGAGAGUGGGAGCGCGGGCAAAACGAGCCGCACGCUUUGCUUUCCAAGGAGAGCAGCCGAGGCACGAAUGCCCUCGCCAGCCACCUCGCCCCACAGGGGACUUCAGCCCCUUAGCAAGAACAGCAGCGUGUCCCUCAGCACUCCAGAAACGGCCCCUUUCCACUGACCCCCACUCUCCCUGCGCAGUCCCAGGAAAGAGCCCUGUUUUCUCGCCCCGCCGUCCCUCCGCGCGCGCGCGCGCAAUACAGCGCGCCUGCCUGCCCGCCUCAUGCGUCGCACUCGCGAAGUUUGGCGCUCUUGCCUGGUCCCCCAACCCCCACGCCGUCCUUCCUUCCCUCCCUCCCUCCCUCCCUCCUUGCCUGCCUCCCUCCCUCCGCGCUAGUUACUGUUGCCGCGCUUCUGCUGCCGCUGCUGCCAGCGACAGGACAAAGGCACAUUAACACGUGAUGGCAACUGAGCUUCAUAAAUGGGACCAGGAGGGAAAGAAGGGGUGUGCGGCGAGGCAAGCUGUUGAGGAGGGGAGACGUCGGGCAACAAGCCGCAGCAGCCGAGGAGGAGGAGGAGGAAGAGGAGGACGGGGCUUCGGGGAGGGCGCUGGGCACAGUUCCUUUUCCUCUCAGAGCUCCAGGAGCAGCGCAGAAGAGAAGCACAUGGCGAGCGGCGCGCGAGACCGAGGCCGGCGCCAGACCUGAGGGGCCGAGAGGAACGCGGAGCUGCUCCCCUCUCCUCUCGCCUUCCUCCUACCUUCGCGCCGCCUUCUCUUCCCCCACCCCUCCCCGUCCAGCCCUCCGCUCCCCUCCCCUCAGUCAGUGCCGCCGGGCGGAAAAGCUCGCCCCGCUCGCUGCCCGCCGAGGGUCAGCCUUGGAGCAGCAGCGCGCGCCUCCACCGCGAAGGGAGCGCGAGGCGCGAAGACCCAGCGCGCGCUCUCCAGACCACCCCCGCUGCGCCGCCUCCCCUCAGCCGAGGGAGCUGCGAGAGACGGGGCCAUGUGAACGUGGGGAAAGGUAAGGACGGGGGGGGGCGGGCAGCUGCUCUUUGGGCAAGGAGACCCGGGCGGGCAAUGGCUAUAGGUCAGCCAGGGGCAGCGGGGGGGGGGGGCGCCGUGUUGCUGCCCGCUUCGCCGCGCGCGCAGGGCUGGAUGGAGAACCCCGCCUGGAACUCAGACCCGUCCGCCCAGGACAGUUGCGCGUGGAGUCGCGCGGUGCCCCGAAUUUCAGGGGCGAGCUCCUUGAAAGGCGAGGACCUCGCUGGACUCGCCUCAAGGUGCCGGUUUCAAGGUGUUCCUCUGGGUAGACGCAAGCCCUUGAGAGUUCAGUCCUCAGAGCAAAAUCUCCACUGAUUCCUCUGUCCGGACUGCACCUUUGGAUCCCGGUCAUCAGCAGACGAAUCGGUGGAAGUUGCUGCCAAGUAGCGUUAUCCGAAAUGCCAAUUAAUGCGUGAUCUGUUUCCCCAGGGGAUAGAUUUUUGGAAAGCUUUACUUUAGGAAGAUCAAGUAGUUUGUGUGUCACAGAUAGGUAGCUCACUCUGUGUGUGAGAGAGAGCGAGAGCGAGAGCGAGAGCGCAUAUGUUUAUAUACCUAUAUCCCACCCAACCGCUUUCUAAUUAUUGUUUGUAUAGUAUCUGUAUUGUUGUAACUAUGAAUCUUUUGAGAGCCGCCUACAGCAAUUCAGGUAUAGUACCAGAUGCAUAAAUGCUCUGCACUCUCAAACUGGGCAAUUUUCCUACAAAGGAUCAGUGUAGGCAUCUGUUUAAAAAAUGGUCUGAAACGGAAAAUCAUAACAAUUCAUUGGGGCUUGUAUGAAAUACACAGCACCUGAUGAACCAGGAAAGUUUUUAUUUCUGUAUUUGUGGCCCCAGAAUAUAAAUGUCCACUCUAAUGUCCUUUGUUAGGGAAAGAAAAUAACCAGUCUGGAAUUAUACAGGAGCAUAAAAAGGCAGAAGGUGACCUCAAUUAACAGUCAUUGAAUGAAUUAGUGCUUUAAAGGAGAGUCAUUUGUGGACACUGAACCUGAGACCUCAGCCUAGACUUUGUUGCGCUUCACCCAUUUGAGGUUAAAACUGCAAAGUGGGGUUCAGGUGGCUUUGCUAGAUUUUGGCGUGUCUUAUUUGUCGUUCCAUUGUGUGAUAGCACCAUUGCUGGAUACAAGAGCCGUAAUCAAAAUCAAUGGAUUCUUAAAAGCAACCAGAAAUUUGCAGAUGCUGUGUUGUGUUAAUAAAGGUCCUUUGCAUAUGGCAAAUGGUGCACUGCUCUCUUAUUUCCUUCGUGUUACAGGUAUAAUUGAUCUGAUCCAGAAGAGAUCAGGGCAGAGUGACUAUGUAAUGAGGCAAGAUUGAGUGAAUGGAAAAUAUAUUUUCUCCAGGUUCAUUUCUUCUGUUAAUGGAUAUGAUCUUAACGGGGAUGGGGGGCACAGGGGGGUGGAGGGAUGUGAGAUCUGACAAGAGGCAGCUUUGUAGAAGCUAAAGACUGGUAGUUUUAUGGCUAAUAUGCAUUCAUUCUUCUCCAUACAGAACCUUUCAGAGCAGUCAACCUCUAGGUUCCCAUAGGACUUUGUCUGACAUAGAGGGUUUCGUCUUUAAUCCUAACCCUUUGGUGAUUAAUAAUGGAAGACAUUCUUAUUGAUUUUUCCUGUAUUAUCUCUUCUCUCGCCUCUCCCCUUCCCUCCCGCCCCAACUCCCAACAGUUAAGGUUCUAAACAGCAGGAAAAGGCAACUAUAGGAUGUUGUUUUUUUUUGUACACUGGUGGUUAUCCUGGAUGCAGAGAUGCUCAGUGAGGUAUAAACAAAACACUGAGCAUCCAAUAGCCUCUAAAUAUUUGAUGAUUCCUCCCCACCAUCCAGUCUAGUAGAAUUAUCUACAGCAAGUAAGAAAUGGUUAAAUCUUUGGUGUUAAGCAUCAGGUAUUUUGACAAACAAACUAUUCUUUGGGUGGGCUUCUAUCAAAAGUACAAGCUACAGUGAAAAGCUUCCAGGGCGAGGUAUGUCUCAAGCCUUGGAUGAAAUGAUGAUUUCUGACAUCACUUUACUAAUAUACAUAUAUAUAUAUAUAUAUAUAUAUAUAUAUAUAUAUAUAACUAUAUAACAACAUUAGAGGAUAACUGCCAUUAUCUUGCUUUGAAGAAUGCUAUGAAUUUUACUUUUAAGGAAAAAAUAUGCCUUCAGCAUGCAAUAUGGCUUGGUUGCCUAUUGUGUGGUUACUUUGAAAACAUCUAGGGAAAAUAAAUUCAAUUAAUCAGAUUUGGGGGGGGGUGUCUUUGGAGGUUUAUUUGUACAUGCUAAGCCAUAAUGAUGCAAAGUUUUAUUUGUUUUAUGAUGAUUAUGAUUUAAAAGGCUUAAAUAUGGUGGUGGGUCGUUCUCACUCUUCCUGUAUGUUCCUCCAGUGUUAUUGUUCUUCUUUGCCUUAAAGAACAAGCACCUCUCUGACUGCUGGUAUUAUUGCUGUUGUUGUUUGGCCUAAAGAACCCAGCCAGAGCAGCAUUUUUUAAAAAAUGCAUUUUAAGUAAUAAGAUGGUUAACACUGCAGCAAUUAGCGGAGCUUAUUUUUACACAGACUGCACAUAAUAGAAAUUACAGAGAUGUUGCCUCUUCUACUCAGUAAGAAGAAAGAAGAAAUAGCAGUCAUUAUGGUGAUAGGUCAUGUUAUGUAGCAAGUGUAAAUUUGCAAUAAGAGAGAAAGCAGGAGUGUCUAAUUAGUUUAAGCCAAAUAUGCACAUGUAAAAUUGCAUUAACUCAAAAUUGGCUUUGCAGCAAAAACACACACAGAGUCACCUUUUAGAAUAUAUUGGGAUGAAAUAUAGAACUUAUCUGAAUAAAAUGAUCUUGAGCUGAAUUUAUAAAACCAAUAAUUUAAUUUCAAAACUAAUGAUCACUGAAAAAGAGAGAAGUCUUCAAGGAAUAUAAGAUAUGUUUUCUAUUAAGAUACAUCAUCAGCCUCCUGUAACACCUCAAAUUGGAAAGUAAUGGAAAAAUAACAAACCUGGAAAAAAUCCAAGAUCAUGAGUAAUAUCCAACAUUAAUCAUACUCAGUUUAUACCUAUGGAAUCAAGGAAUUUAAGUGCAUUAAUUGAUUUCAGUGGGUCUGCUCUUGAGUAUGACCAACGUUGGCUGUCACCUGCGCUCCUAAACAUGUUUACUUGGGAAUAAAUUCCAUUUCAAAUAAAAAUGCAGAGUAUUGCACUGCAGGAGUGUGAUGUCUUUGAUUUUAUUAGCUGUUGUUCUUUAAAUAAUUGCAUUGGUUCCAUUGCAUAAAGGACAUCCUUACAAGUUUUUUUUUAUGCUUUGCUAAAUGGAUGAUGUGUCCUGGGCAAACUUUGCCGUUGUGUUUCUGAAUUCAAAUUUCUAAUCGAAUUCUUCCUACUUUCAUAUAUAAACAUACUGUACUUUUGAUUAAGAAAGCUCAGAGACUGAGAUUGAAUAGAAAUUUUCAGUGCUGCUUUCAUAACUGAAACUUUGAGUACUAGUCUCUGUUUGUGACUGAAGCAGUUUAGUCAAGAGAUUAAAGUGAAGCAAAAUCCUAGACAGCAUAUAAAACAGCAUAUAAUAUAUAGAUACGGUCUAAAGGCUGUCACCCUUUCUGAAGUGAAGCAGGUCUGUAUCUGGUCAGUGCCUGGAUGGGAAACCUGGUUCACUGAUGAAGGAAAGGGGUGAUAUAAAUGAUUUCUAAAAAAAUAAAAAUAAAAUAGCUAAGAAUUUUAGAGUUAACCCCCCCUUCAACCGUACAAUUCUAUUUCAUCCACUCACUCCCACGCUUCUCACUAAUUUCUUAUGGGGAAAGGUUUUUAUUAUUUUUUAUAAUACCCUAAAAGAUUCAUGUCCUUUUCAAAGCAACUGAUUCUAUGAAUUUUCUCCACCAAAUCAAUCAUACUUCAAAGCAUCUUCAGAAUUCAUUUUUGUCUCUUGUUAAGGUGUGGGCCUUUUUCCGACUCUCCUUUGUUCGUGGCUAUAUUAUUAGUUUUCAAAAAUGUUCACUUUCAGAAGGAUGCCAUUUGGAGCAAUUCCUCCAUCUUUCAGAGUUGCAUUCUCCCCCCCCCCCCCACAAAAGUCAUCCCAAAAAAAUUCUUAUGCAUUCAUUGUGAAAAGUUGAAUAUUUUACCUUUUUUGAAACUCAGGCAUUGUACGGUCAACUGCUGCCAACAAUCCUAACACUGGGACUCAUCCAGGAUUAAAGCAACUGUACAAAUGGACACAGAAGACAGAGAGAAAUGGGCCCUUAAUUGCAACAAUGCUGCUCUUGUUUUCUUACUUGUAGGGGACUAAACGUCUAGUUCAGAGCAGUUUUGCAAGCGUGCCAAAGCAGGCCUAAAAUGAUAUUAUGUUAAUAAAUUUGAAUAGAAGCUGUGAUAAAAUUUAAGCUGUUCUGUUCUUAUACUGCUGGCACAUUUGAUGUUAGAACUAAGAGUUUGCUAAGGCUGCAGUCCUAUACUCACCUGGGAAUAACCUUCACUGGACUCAAUGCAACUCAUAGCUGAGUAGACGUAGUUAGGCUUGUACUGUAAGGCUGCAGUCCUAUAAUGACUUACCUGGGAGUAAGCUCAAGUGAACUCAGGGGGACUUGCUUCUAAGUAGACAAGAACAGAAUUGCUCUCUCAGUGUGCAUUUGGGGUUAUAGUUGUGUGUGUAUAUAGUUGUGUUUCAAAGAACGCUUGAUCUCAAUAGAAUAAAAUAUGUGAAGUGAUAUUGUUACCGAAAUCCAAAAGCUAAACACAUCUAUUUGCAUGGAAUUAUUUGGGAAUCAAGUCUAUGGAACUGAUUACUAGUCUAGGUUUGUAAUCUGGAAGAACAUUUUGUAAACUUUUUUCUUUAGUUAAAAGAAUACAGUUACAAAUUGUAGCAUAGCCUUUUGUUUCUUUCUAUGUAAUAAAAGUAGCUUUUAUUGUGCUACAUUCCCAAAUGGACCAGGUCCAUGUUUUUCUAGUAUGUUACCCUAUUGCAGGCCAACCAGAUAUAGUAGAGAUCCAGACAUCUCUAUCUUUAUUGAUUAUGUAGGAAACUUCAAAUGUGCAGCACCUACCUAAAUCCCCUUUCUUAAGCAACAAUUAAAGGUUCAUGAACCCUGUUGUCUUUUGCAUCUGAUCUUCUGGCAUCUGAUCUCUUGGCAGGCCCCUGCAGAGCUUGCCUGAGGCCUGGGGUGGGAGUCUUAUAAGAAUAAAGUUAUAACCUCAAACAAUAAGCAGCUGGUCCCGUUUAGCCAUCCAAGACCCUGGGCAAGAAUAUCUGGCUGCCCCCCCCCCCUCCAGCACAGACUGGUCUGUUGAUAAUGAACAAAUUAGAUACUUCUGUAUAUCAAUUUUAUUCACUGAAAAUGUACGAGGAAAAGGCCGUACCAAAGCUGUAAUAUUUUACAUGAUCUAGAGAUGACCUUAUCUGAAGCAAUCAUGUGUAUUGAGUUAGUCAUGUUUACUAGAAAGACUUGAGUAGACGAUGCUGAUUAAGUAACACUAUAAAAAUCUUAUUUUAGCCCAGCUGGAGUAAAUUUUCACACCUGCAUUUUAGGAAAGCUUGCAAAGCUUUUCUCCCCUUGAUGACUAUGUUAAAUUAGUACGGAAUCGUUAUUUUUAGUCACGUCUGCCUGUUUUUAACAUAGUGUGCAGAUAGGUUAGAUCUACUGUAUCCACCAUGAGCUAGAGAAGGGGAGAAGGUGAUAUUUGCAGAUGCAAAGAUCUUCCCUCUGCAUUUCCCCAUGCAGAACAGCUUGGGAGUGAGGGCAUGGGCCCCAGGGGUAGAGAGAACCCUCUUCCACUCAAUCCAGGGGAACCUGCUUCUGGAUCUCAGUCCCUCAUGUGGACAGAAUGAGCUUUUCCACUUGCAGAAGAGCAGCUCUGGGUCCAACUUGGUGUGCGGAGAGCAAAUCAAACGUAUUAGUAUAAUCUCAGUGGAGCCCUGUCACCCCAUCCCUACUUCUGUAUCCCCUCUUUUCAGAAAGCUUUUUUGUAUGAAUUUCACAUAUGAUAGACAUUCCACAUGAAGUGUCUCUGGCAUGUAUUAAAACACAUUAGAUAUUUCUCAGCUUCAUUGUUUGCACUUCAGCAUAAACAAUUUUCAUUAGCUGAUACCAAGAACUACCUCAAUAUCUGUAAGCUUUUCAUUGCUCAAGUGAGCUGACAUAAUAGUUGUUGUUUAUAUGUGUGCAGAGUGAGUUAAUCUACUCCCUUUAGCAUAUGGAAAUGCAUUUUUACAUUAAACAUAUUUUUUUUUUUUGCAGUUGAGGCUUGCAGAUGUGACAUCACCCACGUUUUGUUGUUCUGAAUAGCAUUAUCCACUAUAAUUCUUUCUUUUUACAUAAGCAGAAGCAUCUGCACGUUUUCAAUGUAUGCUGCAUGGCCCAACAAUCUGGUGUGAUAUCUUGAAACGCUAGGAAGUAUCUGUUUCACCAGCUAUUUGUUUCCCUUAGGGUAUGUAUCUGAAUACCUACUUAACUUGAAUUCAGCUUUGAAGAGAGGCAUAAAACAUCAUCUUGAGAAGUGUUCAUCACUUAAGCUGAUGACAGAGAGUAUGUUUUCUUUCUUUCUUAACAGCAGAGUUUUACCAAGCAUGAUAAUGCAUCAAUGAUUUCCUCCAUCGGUUUAAUGUUAAGAAAAUGCGUUUGCAGUUGCGUUCAUCACUACUUGUAGUCUUAAAAAAACGAGACCGCAACUGGAGGUUCUUGGGUUAAAUCCAGUUACCAAAGAGGUGGCACCUGUCCCUACACUUGCCAGUCUAGAAGCAAAAGAGGUGAAGAGGUUUGGAUAAGAUGGCAUCUGUGGCAACAGCCUAUUUGACAGACCUGCACUAGGGUAUGUGGCUUGAAAUAAUGUCCCCAAAACCCUUUUCAGAGUUGAUAUUGGGUCUAUGAAACUUUUACAUUACAGUAUUGCCUCAUGGCCCAUUCAUGUCUCACAUAUAAACUUGUAUAUUUAAUCAUUCUAUGAAUAAUUUAACUUCCCAUUGUGGAUUGAGUUCUGGAUUGUCUCCAAAACCAUAAAACACCAACAAUUUCCUUAAUGAGUAGUUUGUGCUCUUUCAAAAUCAGCUCUUUCUUUGAGAAAACUGACAAUUAUUUCUCAGCUUUUUCUUGGUGCUAUUACAUCAGAUUCCAUUUCACGCCUCUCAUCAGACCAAUCUGCAUUUAUCAUUUGACAGUAUGCUGCAGUGGUUCUCAAACUUUUCUCUAGGCCACAGUUUCAGAAUGAAAACUUGCUCGCACCACAACUGAAUUUUUAAUUGAUCAGAAAUGCAGUGGAAAACAACAAGAAACAACUCCCGGCAGUGCUUGGUUUAUAUCACAGAACACAGUCACUUUAUAAUAUGAUCACGGGACAUCCAGAAAGUAUAAAACAAUAGCUUUGUAGGAACAUGACUCAUUCCCAAAUAUAAUAUUGGUUGCCUUUGAAUCUUCCCACUACAUUUGCCACCCUCUCCUGCAAAACCAGUGCGACACACCACACCCUUUGAAAAACCACUGGUACACUGCAAACCUAUUACAUUAAAAAUACUUCUCUCCAUGUCAAAUCUGGCUGGGAAAUCAAUGAUACUCAUUAUAGUUUUGCUGAUACGUUAUAUCAAAUAUGUUAACCAUUCUACAAAUGGACUUCUGAAGUAUACGCUUAAAAUAAGGCACGUAGUCAAUACUUUUUACCUCAGUUUUACUUUUGGUAGAAAAUGGCUGUUGUUCCCAAAAUUCAUGAUGUGUUUCUUGCCUCUUCUUCCAUCCAUAACCCUGCCACCAUCCAUCAUGCUGGCUCUCCCUUUCCUCCCACAUAAAACAAUUCACUACUUCAUCUGCAACAUUACCUUAGGCCUCCAGCAUCUCAUUUGUACUGUCUGAUGAAAUCCAUAUCCAUACUCCAAACAUUAUUGUCCAGAAAAAGGGUCAUUUUUUAAAUAUAAUUAUACAUGAAUGAAAUACAGUGGUUUAUGGUUUCCCUCAAGCUUUAACUCUAAUCUUUAAGCAUGUUUAGUUGGGUCAAAGGUUCAACUUUCCAUCAUUACCACCUUUCCAUAUUACUUGUCUUGUGUCUUUUUAUAUUACAUUUUUAAUUUUUGCAAGAUAUUGUAACCUCCUUGAGCCCCUGAGAUAGGAUAUAGCUUAGAUCUAAAUCAAUAAACGAGAAGACAUAUCCUCAAAAACCUUCAAAUACUCUGUAUUCUUUAUAAAAUUCAAUUAAAAAGUGUCCUUUUUAAAGUCGUCUGUCAACCUACUUUAAGCUAGCUCAAGAAUCUUCCCUCUUUUUUUUCCUUCAACAGCUUGAUUAGAGAUGUAAAAUAUCUGGAAUUUUUGAAACCAUGGGGGAUCUUUUUUCUGGAAGAAAGCACAUUUUCCAGAAAUUUCUUUAAAAAUUGAAUAUUUCAUUAAAGCACUACAUAUCAAAGGUCACUUCAUUACUUAAGGAACAUAAAAUGCAUCAUGUAUAACUUGGUUUGCCAUAGAAUGAUCAUGUCUGGUACAUUAAAAGUACAGUUAAUUCAGACAGUGAUUACAAAUUGAAUUUAUUCUUUACAUUUUUUUUGUUACAAAAGUAGCCACAAGUUGAUGAGCACUAAGGAAGCUAGAAUCUCUUUGAUUUUGUCAGUUUACGAGGUACAGGCAAAACCCCAAGAAAAAUAUAAACCAACAGUGUUAUAGUAAAACAAAUUAUUAUUUAUUCUGCAAAUUAUUUUGUCUCUUUCCAGUCCUUCACAGUAUCAAGCAGACAUAAAUCAUUCAUUGUCAUAAAAGGAGGGGAGGGGAGGGAAAACAAUACUAAAUGACCACUGCAUGAAAUUCAAUCAGCGUCUUUUUUUAAGCUACCGUUAUCCAUAUCCGUUUCUUCAUAACUGUCAUCAUAUUUAUCAUGAAUUACUGAAAACUGAAGGUUUGCCCAAUUUCAAAAAGUUUCCUACCUUUUCACAUUUUUGUUUAUUUUUUGAUUUAGUGUUAGUAUUUCCAAACAUAGAUCAUUUUCUUUAACAUAAUGCAGAAGAAGAUGGAGGAACCUAAAGUAGGUAAGAAGCAAGAAGAUUUGGGAGGCUGUGUUGUACAAAGGCCUUGCUGCCAUGUUGCGGGACGAAUAUGCUUGGCAGAAUCUCAGACUACAUUCCUUGGCCAAAUACUUCAAGAUGUUCCCCAGUCUGCAACAUUUGAAAGUCCCUUUCCAGCAUCAAGCGUGCUGCUUGUUUUGUAAUCCAGUCAAAUGCAGAAAUAGUGCUAUGAUCACUUACAUUUCUGCUUUUGAAUCUUGCAUCCAACAGAUGUACAGCAGUGUGAACUAGAUGGCAACAAAAUUAAUUGCUUUGUACUGUCUCCCAGUCCUUUAAGUUUUGAGUUUUUAAAAAUAUUAUAAUUUAGUACAUUUACACCCCACUUGUCUUCCAUCAUGGAACUCAACAAGUACACCAUCAAGACUUACAAGAUAUACAGCAGGGAUGUCCAACUGGUUGACCACGAUUGACUGGUCGAUCCCUGGGAGGUUUUGGUCGAUUGUGGUUGAUUUUUCCUUUGCGUGGGAAAAAGAGGAUCCAGCCCCACCCCCUUGGCCCAUCCUCCAUUUGCGCAUGAUCGCUAGAACAGAAGACAUAGUUUUCGCUGUGAGGCCAUUUGUUUCCUGAUCAACAACUUUUACAUCAACCCCCCAAAAAGGUCAACAACUUUGACCUUCCUCCCUAAAAAAUGCUCAACAACUUUGACCUGAACCCCCCCCAAAAGGGUAGAUCACUGCUAGUUUUUUAUUCUGUGAGUAGAUCACAGUCUCUUGGGAGCUGGAUGUCCCUGAUAUACAUGUACUAAAUAAUAAUAAUAUACCUUUUUACCAGUUUUAAAGCCAGCAAAACCCCAUCUUUUUAUUUUAAAAUAUACAGUGCAGAUGGGGUAUAGCUAUAGCAGAGAGGGGUUUUUUUUGGUAAUGGUCUCAGUGCAGCUUCUACAAAUGUGGUUUGUUUGUUUUUUUAUAUUUAUUUACUUUUUGCUGAAAAAACCGGGCCUGCUUCAUUUUUGCCUGGAAGAUUUUUUUUGUUUGCAUCAGCACAAAAUCUGUGGAACUCACUUCUACCAACUCUGGUGCUCAGUAAAUUUGUACAACAAAUACAUUAGCAACUUUUAAAAUGUCAGUCAAACUUCUUUUUCAGUCAGAGAUAAAGCAAAUAGCUGAAGCUUGACACUUCAUCUGGGCCACUGCUUUUAAUUUUUUUGAAAUAGUCCCCCCCCCCAAUAAUAAUAAACAGAUGUUUUGUGACUAAUAUUAGGGCAUUCUUAGGCAGUCUUACUUUGAUUAACUUUGUGUGGGUGGGCAUUUCUAUUCCCAUAAUCCCACUAUUAACUUCAACCAUGCUCUCUGGGAGCAUCAGAGUGCACAACCUCAGGGCCAGUGUUCUAUCCUUACACAGAGCUGAUACAUAGAACCACAGAAUUGUGGAGUUGUAAGGGACCACAGGGACCAUCUGGUCCAGGGGUCAGCAGACUUUUUCAGCAGAGGGCCGGUCCACUGUCCCUCAAACCUUGUGGGGGGCCGGACUAUAUUUUUUUGGGGGGGAAUGAACAAAUACCUAUGCCCCACAAUAACCCAGAGAUGCAUUUUAAAUAAAAGCACACAUUCUACUCAUGUAAAAACACACUGAUUCCUGGGCCGUCUGCGGGUCGGCUUUAGGAGGUGAUUACUAAUAAGCAGUUGUAAGAGAUUUAAAUAAGACCAUAGUAUUUUGAAUGAGUUUGUACACACACACACACACACACACACACACACACACACACACCCCACAUAACACACACGGGGGGGGAGUGUCCAAAUGCUCUAUACUUUCCCCAUGUGAAAAAGAAAUGCAGAAAAUAAGUAAUAACAAGUGUUUAAUCUUAUGAGUCACUGCAGGGAUAAUCAUGAAAAAGCUCAUAUCCAUUCUGUGAUGCUUUGUAGAGUUAGGUACCAUAAGUAAAAUUUCCCCAGAUUAUCUAGUUGAUUUUAUAGGCCUAUAACAGCAAAGUGACUCAUGGCAAAUUUUAUUAUAGCUUAUUUAGACUUUUGUUGGGUACAAUCCCCUUUAGAUACAUGAAUUGUUAUCUUCAGUUGCAGGCCUAUAUUCAGGAAAAGUUUUUCUGCUUGAUUCUGUUUGAAAAAGAAAGACUUGACACUAGAUUAUGGAAGAAUAACACUGGAGAUCUUUGAGGGACAGACAUCCUGCCUUGAACUCUUUGGAUGAAGGGCAGAACAAAAACGCACUAAAUAAUAUAUAACGGUACCAUAUAUAAAUAAUACAUCUGAUGAAUUAUGCCAUUGCCUGUGGGUGUUCAUACCAGAAAAAGGUAAGAAAGACAUGACCAAGCACAUAAGAGUGCAAUCUUAUGUGUGCACACUCAAAAGUAAGUCCAACUGAGUUUAAUGGGGCUUACUCCCAGGUAAGUGGGUAAGCCACCAAUAUAUACUAAAUACUAAAAGGUAAUGAUAGGAAAACUUGGAGCAAAAAACCCAAUAUUCUUAGGUAGUGACACUGAGUUUUAGGUGGCAGAGAGCCCAUAUGAGUGAUUCUUUUAAGCCACACAUUCUACCACAAUUUUACUCAUUUAAUUUAUUCAGCCUUUUUGGCAUAAUUUAGAAAAUAAGAUCAUAAAAGAGGGGGAAAACGCAUCCAUAAAACGUUGCUAUCGUCCACUACAGGAUGAUAAGAGACACCUAAGCUGCUCCUGGAUAAGAGAACUCACACUGAGUUAAUAUUAUUUAUGAAAUGUCUAUUCUGGCCAUCAUCCAAUGAUUACCAGGCGGUUUACAAUAUAAUUGUCUUCUGUGUCAGCUCACACAGGAAAAAGCUGAUUUCCCAUGUUGGGCAUAAGAUUACCAGGGGUGGUUGUCUCUCUAAUUUUAUAUUAAGCCACACCCCCUCCAUGGUGGUCUCAAAAUUAAAAAUGUAACCACUAGACCAAAAUGGUUGGCAGCCCCUAAAGAAAUCCAGCAGAUAUGGUACACAAAGCAACACCUGCUACAGGUGUUUUCUUUUCAUGAAGAUGCUUUUCUGUGCCUUCAAAAGCUGCCUGUCAGUAAUUCAGGCACUUUAUACUUUGUCAUUAUUUAGAAUUGUCCCCAUGGGGCAUCCUAGCCCCCGUUUUCACAGAGAGCAGCGACCUGGUUGGUGUGCUGAUGCUUUAAAAAAGAAAGGGAGGAACAAACUCCUCACCUCCCUCAUCUAAAGGUAAACACAGUGCAUCUGAAACUACCUCCCCCAGAUUAAUACAGUCUUCUAAUUUCCAAGUAAUUAGACUAAUAAAUUAAUAGCAGGUCAAAGAUUAAUUAGAUAAUAUACAUGUGCAUUAAACAACCAUGAAAAUAUAGGCAUUUGAUAACUAUUUUCAACUCUUCACCUCCGUUUAUCAAGUUAGCUGUAAAUGUUGUUCUCUAAACAUAAAUACAGCCUAGUCUACAGUCAUCCAUACUCUGCUGGCAUCUUGCAUUUGUAGAUUUGCCCAUCUGAAUAGGGCUGAGGAAAGAAGGGAAUCUGCACUUGAGAGACGACAAGGAAAACUGGAGGGCUGAAUCUGCAGCCUGUUCCUGAUCGCCAAAUGAAUAGGCCGGGACGACUACACCCUGCAUUGGGAAGUGGCCCCAGAGAUCAUUAAAUUUGAACUGUUCACAAAUUAUUUACAGAGUACCCAAGAGAAUCUCCCUGCACAACCACAUGAUAGUUAACUUGAGGGCUGAUUUUGUGAAGUGCAGGAGAGAUCCAUUUCAACGUUUUAAAGUUUGCAGGAUGUGAGGAAUGCAGGAACAAGCCUUACAUUGAUCUAUACAGGGCUUCCUAACCUACCCUUUAGCCUCUCCAGGGGAGGACUUAAGUAUUUCACAUUUCAGGGGCACUGAACUGGUCGUGCUGCCUUAACCUACCUCUGAGCCUCUCCCAGCCAAUGCUAUUUGGCCAGCCAUGCAGCUUACUAUUGAUAAAAACUGUGGCGUUUAAGGCAAUCAUGAAAAUUUCUGUUUUGCAUACAUUUUAGUUCUUUGAAGAUCCAUGUCAUCUUUUCCUUGCAAUACAUCCCCUUUAGAGAUAAACGUCCUUCACAAGUCUCUUGGGGGAAUCAGAUCCACACUGUUCUGUCCGUCUACUGUACUCUCUCUCCACACAUAGAAGUAAGAAUGCUGACGGUUACAUAUUUUAAAAGUUGCAUAUCACACUCUCACUUUUCCACACACCCCACCCCCAAAUCUUUCAUUUCUUCUAAUCUCACAUUUUAAGUUUUCUGUCUCUCUCUGCUUUAGAGUUUGGAGCACUUUUUAAUGCUGUACUAGUCAAAAUGCUUAAGAGUUCAUGCAUCCUUUUUUUCAAAAAAGCUGUCAACAUAAGCUUACACAUCUCAACAGCAAAGGCUUCCCAUUUUGUAAGGCUUGGGCUGGAUCCAGAAAUGUGCAAGCGGAAGAAAUUCUGGUGCUGAAGCUGUUCUGCAAACCUUUGCCCAAGAGAUAGUGAAAGGCAUUGUUCAGCGCAAAUGGUGGAAGCUUGUACCGCUGAGUAGACUUGUGCAAGAGAUACACAAUGCCUGCUAGAUUUCAUUUCCCUUUUUAUUGUGUAAGUAUCUUUUCUUUGUGGGAAAAAGGGUAUUCUGUUCAGAGAGGAGAACUUCUGGAUCUAACCCCCUUUGUUUAUUUUAUUUAAUUAAUUAUUUGAAGGCUAUGCAUGUUGUUUGUUUGUUUGUUUGAAGUGACAAAUGUCAGGUUUCCCCUUGAUGCCCCCUUCUUAUUGUCAUCAAGUUUGAGACAGGAUGAAGCGCUACUAGCACUUGAGUAUGCUUGCAUGAAGCAAGCACUAAGAAAUGAUUUAUUUUUUUAAAAGUAUUUUGAAGGAUCUCCAAGACCAGUAAUGGGUUGGUCUUAUACUCUUCACAUAUCAUAGUUUAAAGGCAAAUGUACCUAAUUUAUAUUAAUAACAAACCCCCAAAUUCAUUGUAUGAUUUGUUUUGAUCUGGCUUUAAUAAACUUUCCCUCCUAUUUUAAUAGGUGCAUUUAUACACAUUGCUAGUGAUUUGCAAUUAUGAUAGUCCCAACAGCAAACAAAACAAAAUUAAUGUCAGCAGCAUCCUCCAAAGUCUAAACUCUGUUCUAAUGAACUCCCUGGUACUUGCAAAUAAAUUUCUGUCUGCAAAUACAAUAACUUGGAAAUUACUGUAAAAAUCUAAAUGCACGGGUGUGUGGGGGGGGAUUGAAAUGCAGGGUGGGAUUUGCUUUUCAUGAUCCCAUUAACUAUGGUUCUGGCAAAGCAUAUGCAUACAGAGUAGUACUUUGCUGAACAUUUGUUAAAACAUAAGAGUGUCUUAUUAGCAUUUUCAAUAAACAUACGAUCUCACACACUCUUGUGCUUCAAAGGUGGAGAAAGGGGUAUUUAUUCUGAGUAGACUAACAAAUCAUACUCACUGCAGCUUUAUCACUGAAUACUUAGGCUUCAUGAAAAAUAGAAAAAUGUUUAAAAAACACUUUCCUAACUGUCUGCUACUGAAUGAUUUAAAUAGCAACCCCUUGUGUUAUAGAAAUAAACAUAUUUAAGUAAAGUCACUUCUAUAAAUUUUUUAAUGGUUAAUUGAAACAUUAUGUACAACACUCUGCCUGUAUUAUAAAUGAGUGAGGUUAUUUUUGCUUUUUGUUUUUAACUGUGUGGCAGUUUAAGUCACCAGAAAACUAUGUUUUCUAGCAUUUCUGCACUACGUGAAAUAUUGAUACAUUUUGCUUCAAGAAUGGCUAUAAAUUAUAGCAGUCAGGGAAUUAAUUUUGAUCACCUGUAUAAUCUGUCACGAACAUUUGUGGAUGAAUGCUACAUUGAUUCCAAAUUCAGUCUCACAUAUUUUAAAUCUGCUCUUUUAAAAGUUUACUUAGGUUUAAAAAGGGUUUAUUUCUGCUUCCGUUCACAUUAUCAGGAUUUUGUGUCAUAAAAAGCAGACUUUGGGUAGAAUCCAAUUGACAUGCCUAGUGCUGUUGCUAGGAAGCAAAACCGGCAAAAAUGGCGUCACCUCCUCCAUUAGAAGAUACCUUCUACUGGAUCAAAAGCCCCUGGCACUUUACACAAGGACACCAAUGGUACAGAGCAUUUAAAAAAUAAAUAAAUGUUACUUUGUUCUUGUAGUGAUGAAAGCUCCAGCACCAAUUGGCUGAGCUCCUGUGAUGACAUGGCAUGUUUGUGAACAUUCUAGCUUCUCAAGAAACAAAGCUGUAAAAAGUGCUUUCUCAUCAAUUGAAUUAAAAUACAAACAAUUGGAAUAAUACAAAAUGCAGUUAACAACAGCAUAAUAAAAAUACAGAGUGAUAACCAGCUGAAGUGUCCAUCUUAGCAGAGUCUAUCUAUAACAGUAUUUCUGAGGUACGCUUCCAUCUCUAUAUUUUGAAAGACUGAAUUAUGAACCAAGAUUUGCUGAGCCAGCACUAAAUCAUAUGCAGGACUUCCCUGCUCACCAUUAGCAACACUUACUGUUUUCUACCCUGAUUUUUCUUUAUUCUCCAUUGUGUCCACUGUCAUGUUGUAUAGAUUUUAAAAAAACUUUCUGUCAAAAUGAGAGGUGCUACUAUUCCAUUUGCAUCUUCCAAAUGUAUGUCCAUAUUGCUUUAGGACCCACACAAUCUUUUUCUUCCAUGCCUUAGAAUUAUAGAAUCGUAGAGUUGGAAGGGAGCUCAAGGGUCAUCUAGUCCAACCCUCUGCAAUGCAGGAAUCUCAACUAAAGCACCCAUGACAGACGGCCAGCCAACCUCUGCUUAAAAACCUCCAAGGAAGGAGAGUCCACAACCUCCUUAUGGGGCUAGGGAGCAUUGGGCCUGGAGGCGGAAUGUAGCCUUUCUGGCUCACGAAAUUCUCCACAAGCCACACCUCCUCCGUUGCCUUCUAAGGCCACACCCCUCUCUCCAGGCCACACCCCUUCCUGGCUCUGAUCUGACUAUUUUUGCAUGGUUGCUAUGUGUCCUUGAACUAUGUUAAUGCUCCUUGCUUGCCUAGAGGACGUUUAAAGAGGUGCGUGUAGAAAUGUCUAAUUUUUGUACAGCUGGAAUGUAGCCUACCACGCAAAGGGUAAGAAGCACAACCUUUGCUCCACCCACAUUUUGGCUCAGGCCCCACCCACUUUUGCCUCUCCCCGCCUCCACUGGCAUGUGGCCCCCAGAACGUUGCCCUUGAGGGAAUGCUUCCCAUGGGCUGUAAAGGUUUUUCCACUCCUAACUGCCCUGGAUAUUACACAGGAUCCAAAGAAAGGAGUUAGCUGUAUGAAGUGUAAGAAAGCCCAGAGACUUUGGUAGGUAGAUUAAGGACUGACAGAGAAAGAGGAAUCCAAGGAACGUGUACGUUAAGGAGAAGGAAGAUUGAGGAAAUGAGCAAAGGUGACCCAAGAACACAGGCAAAAACAGACUAAGGGGUAUCUACUACCAGACUUCCACAUAUUGAUUCGAAUAAGCUGCAGGCUAUCACCCCAGCUGGUGCCUCCCACCACUCCUGUACAUCCAGCCCAUGACAUUGAAUAGAUUAGCUAUUUUUAUAUAUACUCUUGGCAAUUAAAGGCAAAUUCCCUAUUUUGUUUACUGGCAGAUCUAUGGAGCACAUCGCAAAUUACUGUAUCUGGAAAUGCAGCACAAGUAAUUGGCUUCUGUUCUUCUCAGCUCCCCGUCCCCCCCAAAUAAUAUUAAUCCAUGUUUUGUUGCUUUGAUGUUUAUUUAUUUAUAAUUUUUUUUAUCUUGUCUUAAACAAUUUGCUGAAGGCAGCUCAUAGUCCAAACAUAAAACAUCAAUAAAACCACAGUAAAAAUGAGAGUUAAAAUUACAAUGACAUUUACAACAACCAUAAAAUACCAAUUUAAAACAGUAGAACCACAACGCAAUACAAUAAAAAAUGCUUGUUAGAACAAAUGAGUCUUACUUGCCUCCACCCGAAAAGCAGGCGAAGAGUCACAAGUACAUCAACAGGGUGACAAUUCCUAAACCUUGGGACAAUAAAGUAGAAGACCAUGUUCUGGCCUCUCAAAUUUGACAAGACAUAGGACAUUUGUAAUUGGAUUUCCUAACAUUUUCAUUUUUGCCUAAACGCAUCCAGGGGAUAAUCCCAAAUGAGAGCAAGCAGAGGCAGUAAAGGGAAUGGGAGGUUAGCCUUACCCUGAUACUACUUUCCCCAUUUAAAUUGCCCCAUGAAGUGUAUGUGUUCUGCUGCAGGACUAAUAGCAGCAUCAGAUUACAUGGGAACACGAUAUGGUGGUUAGCUCCACCCCUUUCCACACUGUUUUCAUAAAACAUGGAGUCCCCCAUGGAUGUUUUCCAGUAAAAAUUAAGGUGUCAUGAAAUCCAAUGAAGGAUCUCCGCCAUCUUGGCUGGCCUGUCUUCUUUGUCAUGUUCUGUGAACAGACACCCUUUCUCACUAGAUCUUUUAAGAAUGGUGCCAAGACAGAACUACAGUUAGGCACUUGCGCAUGGGGCUGCCCUUGGAGAUGGUCUGGAAGCUGAAGGUAAAUCAGAAUGUACCUUGUUGGUUUCAUUGGGCUUCUGGCCCAAUUCAAGGUGUUAGUACUAGCUUACUAAGCCCUAAACACCUUGGGAGCCAAGUACCUCAAAAAGUACCUCCCUCAGUAUAAACAAUCUCAGGCCCUAUGAUUGCCAGGGGAGGCCCAGUUGGUAUGCCACUGCUGGGCACUGCCCACUUGGUUCUGACCCAUAGCUGGGCCUUCUCAGUAUAGUUCUCCAUUUUUUCCAAUACAUCUCCGCCACCCACGGCCCUAGAGGUACAUAUGUCAUCCUCAUUAUUAACAUUCAGGAGGAAUUUUUAAACCUUCCAGGCAUUUUGAUGACUGUUUCUGGAAACUGUGAAAUUAUUAGCUAUAACAAUAUGUGACUGCUAAGAAUUUUUAUUCAUUCAUUUAUUUCUUUAAAAAAUUGUUUUGUUUUCCUCUUUUGUUGUUUGCUGUCCUGGGCUUCUUUGGGAGAGAAGGUGGGAUAAAAAUGAUUAAAUCAUUGUUGUCAUCAUCUUGUUCUGCUCCAUUUGCUAUAAAGCUGGUGCAGAAGGUCUACUGUUAAUGUAAAUGUGGACGUGUGGAAAAGGGGAGUGAAACCUAACCCCUCCCUUGUGUCAUUUCACUGUUUUGGGGUACUUCUGAAUACUUUUCUCCCACCCAGCUCAUUCCCCAUAUUGGAGCUGGGCUGAGUGAGAACAUCUUAGAGCACCUGAGCAAUAGCAAGAGCAGUAACAGGCAGCAAAACAGGACAGGCCACCCCUGCCUGCUGGACCUCAUGUGAUUAACUGGUCUUGGAUGUUUGGAAUAGUAGAGACCCAGCUGUAACAAGUGUAUUGGUGACAUGUCAUUCCAAAGUUCUGGAUGAUCUCAUUCAAUGGCUAUAAAUUGCACAGUAUACAUGUCAGUGUUUACCCGCCUGUGGAACUAUGAACAAAUGUCUCCCAAGAUGCCCAGCAAGCAUGUGCCAAGUUUACCCUCUGGGGAUUUUUGCCGGAAAGAAUGAAAUAGAACCAUUGAAGUCCUUUGAGGGCUAUAGCUAUUCUAAAUAAGGCAUCAGAACAUUGCUAUCAAUAGUAUCAAAAGUUGAGGAGCAAUCAUAGGUGAUUCACAUUUAUUCUAGGGUGCAGCUGGAGUAAGUGAUUGAACACAAUUAAUCACUCAUUAGUGAGCCUACCCAAUACUUCUCUACCAUCGUCAUGUAUGCCCAACACUGCACAGUAGAGCUCUUCCCUGUGAUUUGGGCCUUUUCCAACUUGGCCAGCAUUGUGAUGCAACAGAACUCUCCAUGAUCUGCUGUGAUUAAUUCACUAAGCAUUUUAAGGAUAAAAAUGCUAACAUCCUCCUUGAUCUGAUGUUACCAUUUCUGCAAUCCGGCUUGCAGAUACCUAGUCCUGGUUUGUUGGAUAAUUUAUUUGGUUGUGGCUUAAGGAUUUGGACAAGAUUUUUGGAGGUGUGCAUGCUCGCAUACCACUUCCCUGUCUAAUCGAUUUGGAUGAAGGAAUUGAGGGGGCUCUCAUCAAAGUUCCAUUUAGAAAAUGUAUCCAGCAGAACUAGUAUAAUAAUUUAAUAAAAAUUAAUAUAUUUUCUAAUACUUCUGCGUGCCCUACCUUCAGUCAUUGCAUUGCAUUGCAUAACCAUGCCCAGCAGUCUAGACAUUCUACAUCUGAAUGAAUGUGCACUUGAUGUAAAAUAUGAGACAGAUCCACCAUUAGGUAGAAUAAGCUUUGCAGUAUUGUUGGAUGUUACUCAGCUAAGCUGUUUACAAUACUUUUUGCCCUUUUUCUAUAGUUUGCAUAGUUUGCAUAUAGCUAAUUAAGUUUGGUUUUCUUCCCUCUCUACUAGGAUUGCUGCCUUUUCCUGUCUUUCCCCCCCACAAGCCUGCAUAACUGACACCUGGGGUUAUGAAGUCAGUCCUAGAUGGCCUCGCAGAUACGACCUUCAGAACAAUUACGACAGAUCUUCUAUACAUGGGUUCCAGCGAUAUCCAGUACGAAGAUUUCAAAAGUGA